This is a messenger RNA of Carlito syrichta (Philippine tarsier), 3420 nucleotides long. It is a transcript of the gene PPP4R1, whose product is annotated as protein phosphatase 4 regulatory subunit 1. The transcript has 15 exons. Bases 147 to 2408 code for a protein of 753 amino acids. The record is from RefSeq and is a predicted model, not a curated record. Gene Ontology annotation, molecular function: protein phosphatase regulator activity; protein binding. Lineage: Eukaryota; Metazoa; Chordata; Mammalia; Primates; Tarsiidae. Gene Ontology annotation, biological process: protein dephosphorylation.
GGAAAACAAGUCAGGCAGCUUUGUUGGCUCUGCUGGAGCAGGAGCUUAUUGAGCGAUUUGAUGUGGAGACCAGAGUAUGUCCUGUCCUCAUAGAGCUGACUGCGCCAGAUAGCAACGAUGAUGUGAAAACAGAAGCUGUGGCUAUCAUGUGCAAAAUGGCUCCCAUGGUUGGGAAAGAUAUUACAGAGCGUCUCAUCCUCCCUAGGUUUUGUGAGAUGUGUUGUGAUUGCAGAAUGUUUCAUGUUCGAAAGGUCUGUGCUGCCAAUUUUGGAGACAUUUGCAGUGUAGUUGGCCAGCAAGCUACUGAAGAAAUGUUGCUGCCCAGGUUUUUCCAGUUGUGUUCAGAUAACGUGUGGGGAGUCCGGAAGGCUUGUGCUGAAUGCUUCAUGGCGGUUUCAUGUGCAACAUGUCAAGAAAUCCGACGGACAAAAUUAUCAGCACUAUUUAUUAAUUUGAUCAGUGAUCCUUCACGUUGGGUUCGCCAAGCAGCUUUUCAGUCUCUGGGACCUUUCAUAUCUACUUUUGCUAAUCCAUCCAGCUCAGGCCAGUAUUUUAAAGAAGAAAGCAAAGGUUCAGAAGAUAUAUCAGUAGAAGACAAAAAUAGGAACAGAGAUCAAGAAGUCCCAGAAGAUGUACAAGUCAGGCCAGAUGUUCCUUCAGAUCUCAGUGUCAGUAAUUCCAGUGUCAAACUGGAAAACACGAUGGAAGAUCAUGCUGCUGAAACAUCUAGGAAAUCUCCAGGUGACAUACGUGUUCCAAUGGACAGCUCUUUACUUUGUACUUUGUCCUCAGAAUCUCACCAGGAAGCAGCUAGUAGUGAGAAUGAUAAAAAACCUGGUACCUACAAAUCUACAUUACGACCAGAGCUUGGCACCAGUUCACAAGAUUCAGCUUCUUUAGAUCAGGAAUUGUACAACUCCUUCCAUUUCUGGAGGACUCCUCUUCCUGAAAUAGAUAUAGAUACAGAGCUUGAACAAGACUCUGGGGAGAAGCUCAGCCCAGAGAGACCAGAGGAAAUACCUGAAGUCUCUGGAGCAACUUCUCCAAACAUCACCAUGGCUACCAGAAAGGAACUUGAAGAAAUGAUAGAAAAUCUAGAGCCCCACAUUGAUGAUCCAGAUGUUAAAGCACAAGUGGAGGUGCUGUCUGCUGCAUUGCGUGCGUCCAGCCUGGAUGCUCAUGACGAGACCGUCAGUGUGGAAAAGCGAAGUGAUUUGCAAGAUGAGCUGGGUAUACAUGAGCUACCAAAUUGUAAAAUAAAUCAAGAUGAUUCUGUGCCUUUAAUCAGCGAUGCUGUUGAGAAUAUGGACUCCACUCUUCGCUAUAUUCAUAAUGACUCAGACUUGAGCACCAAUAGUAGUUUUAGCCCAGAUGAGGAAAGGAGAACUAAAGUACAAGAUGUUGUGCCUCAGGCUUUGUUAGAUCAGUAUUUAUCCAUGACUGACCCCUCUCGUGCACAGACGGUUGACACUGAAAUUGCUAAGCACUGUGCAUAUAGCCUCCCAGGUGUGGCCCUGACACUUGGCAGACAGAAUUGGCACUGCUUGAGAGAGACCUAUGAGACUCUGGCCUCGGACAUGCAGUGGAAAGUUCGAAGAACUUUAGCCUUUUCCAUCCAUGAGCUUGCAGUAAUUCUCGGAGAUCAAUUGACAGCAGCAGAUCUGGUUCCAAUUUUUAAUGGAUUUUUAAAAGACCUUGAUGAAGUCAGGAUAGGUGUCCUCAAACACUUGCAUGAUUUUCUGAAGCUUCUUCAUAUUGACAAAAGAAGAGAAUAUCUUUAUCAACUUCAGGAGUUUUUGGUGACAGAUAAUAGUAGAAAUUGGCGCUUUCGAGCUGAACUGGCUGAGCAGCUGAUUUUACUUCUCGAGUUAUAUAGUCCAAGAGAUGUUUACGACUAUUUACGGCCCAUUGCUCUGAAUCUCUGUGCGGACAAAGUUUCUUCUGUUCGUUGGAUUUCCUACAAGUUGGUCAGCGAGAUGGUGAAGAAGCUGCACAUGGCGACCCCGCCGACUUUCGGGAUGGACCUCAUCAAUGAGCUGGUGGAAAAUUUUGGCAGGUGUCCCAAGUGGUCAGGGCGGCAAACCUUCGUCUUCGUCUGCCAGACUGUCAUUGAGGAUGAUUGCCUUCCCAUGGACCAGUUUGCCGUGCAUCUGAUGCCGCAUUUGCUAACGUUAGCGAACGAUCGGGUUCCAAAUGUCAGAGUACUGCUUGCGAAAACAUUAAGACAAACUCUCCUAGAAAAAGAAUAUUUCCUAGCCUCUGCCAGCUGCCAUCAGGAAGCUGUGGAGCAGACCAUCAUGGCGCUUCAGAUGGACCGGGACAGUGAUGUUAAGUACUUUGCAAGUAUCCACCCUGCCAGUACCAAAAUCUCUGAAGAUGCCAUGAGCACAGCUUCUUCAACCUACUAGAAGGCUUGAAUCUUGGUGUCUUUCCUGCUUCCAUGAGAGCUGAGGUUCGACAAGCGCUCCACACGCGAGUGAUCUGGGAUGGCUUUCUGGGGAGGAGACACCUUUCCUCUCCUGCAGACUUAAUUGCAGGUGCAAAUUGCCUACACCUGAUACCAGGGAUUUUUACGAGUCAAGAGAAAGUACAGUAAACACUAUUAUCUUAUCUUGACUUUAAGGGAAAAUAAUUUCUCAGAGGAUUAUAAUUGUCACCGAAGCCUUAAAUCCUUCUGUCUUCCUGACUGAAUGAAACUUGAAUUGGCAGAGCAUUUUCCUUAUGGAAAGGAUGAGAUUCCCAGAGACCUGCAUUGCUUUCUCCUGGUUUUAUUUAACGACCAGUAAAUGAAAUUUGUAUAGCCAGAAGUCAGAUGUGCACCAGAUGUGAAAGACCUUCAGUAUUAGCCCUGUUUUCUUCCAGGCAAGGACCUGCUGGGUUUUGUGGCGAGCUGCCCAGCCCAACCCAGCCCUACCCAGCCCUAAGUGUGAAUAGUUUUUGAUGUGUGUAAAUGGGAAAGGAGACUUUUUCUUUUGUACUCCUAAGGGCUUGAUGCUAACACUAAAGUAGGAUCUGAUUUUAACCUUAAAUGCAGCAUAUUGCUGUACACAUUUACAGAGCAUUUGCUGAGUAUCUAUGUCCUGAUUUUUUUCAUGCUGGUCAUGACCUGAAGGAAAUGUAUUAGCAUGUAUACUGUAUGUCAGGUGUUUUUAACUUGAUCAUGAUCAGCUCUGAGGUGCAACUUUUCUUCACACACUGUCUAUUAUCUGUGACCACUCUUGAGAGUGCUGCAGUCUUUAAUCAUGCUGUUCAAACUGUUGUGGCACAAGUUCUCUUGUCCAAAUAAAAUUUAUUAAUAAGAUCUAGAGAGAGAUAUAUACACUUUUGUUUUCUAGAUGUCUAUGAAUAAAUGCAAUUUGUGACCUGUAUUAAUUUAGUAUAAAAUGGGGAAACUAGAUUAAAAUAUUUGUCUUUUACCUA